Schistocerca cancellata (South American locust) is the source of this 10992-nucleotide messenger RNA. RefSeq lists its product as uncharacterized. NCBI's taxonomy places the organism in Eukaryota, Metazoa, Arthropoda, Insecta, Orthoptera, Acrididae. The coding region runs from base 479 to 2614 and encodes 711 amino acids. The record is from RefSeq and is a predicted model, not a curated record. The transcript has 13 exons. Gene Ontology annotation, molecular function: protein phosphatase regulator activity. Gene Ontology annotation, biological process: protein dephosphorylation.
UUUUGACACUUUCCCAGUUGACGUAGAAAAUUUUAAGUCCGAAUAUGUGCUCGAUUUCGUUUGAUAAUUUAUAAGUUGUUGGAAAGCUGUCUCUCUAUUUUGCCAUUUAGUACCGUUUGUUUAUAAAUGCAGAAAAUACGUGAAGCCCUGGCGAAGUUCUUGUUUUGCAUUUAUCGGCUGGAGCGUAACUUUUAGCAAAAAUGUGAUAUGUUGCUGUCAACAAAUAUUCCCAGUUUAUUAAUACCAUGUAAAUAUUUAAUCUCCCCUUACAUAACCUUUGUCUUUUGCUCAAAAUGUAGUCAACGCUUUGCGUAGUAAAGUAUGUUGGCUUCUGCUAAGAAUAUUUUACAAUGGCAAAACGCCGAGAUUAUCGUGUUGGGAGAAUAGGAACACACAGAGCAGUAAGCAGCUUGGAAAAACGGGCUUAUAUCUCACUUACAAGCUCAGCAUAAAAUUUUUAAAGCCAAUCGGAGCGACAAUGGCAUCUGCAGAGAGUGGUGCGGACGAAGACGAGGAGCGGCGCAUCAUGUCGCUGCUUCUCGGUCCGGGCAAGAUGGAACGCGACCGAGGCGCUGUCGAGCUGCAGCGCCUGCUCAACUCCGGACCCGGGGACGGUGGGGGUGGGGGCGUGCACCUCCGCCUCGGCCCACAGCUGCUGGCCAGCGCGGGCUCACUCAUCCCCACCUCGGUCGCCUCCCCGUGCGAGGCUCGACUGGGCGCCCUGGUCGGUGCCAAGGUUCUCGUCCCCCAUCUUCACCCAAAUGAGAAUCGGUGUGAGGCCGAGCUGGCAGAGGCGGCCCGGGAUGUGGCACUCCGGACACUCGAUGACCCGGAAACUAGGGUGCGGGUGGCAGCUGGUGAAGUUUUGGGAGCACUUUGUAGGCAGACAGGGGUACAGACGUUCCUGGAAAGCCGUGAGGUGCUGCUGGACAUGAUUAGGUCCAGCAUCGAACAGUCCCCGGUACCUGCCGACGAGGAGGAGGCACCACCCCCGCCGCCACCUCCGUCGUCCUCAAUGCUGCUCGAUGUUCCAGAUAAGAUGGGUCCACUGUCACGCAGGCGUGGGAGUGAGUUGGUGGGAUUACGUCCACUGGACGGGGAACGCGGUGGAAGUGGCGCUGUGACAGUAGCGAGCCGCCUAGAGACGACGUUGCGCUGUCUCCGUAGCAUGGCGGACGGCUGCGGCACAGCCCUGCAGCCACACGUAGAUCGGGAACUGCUGCUGGUGGUGAUAUCUGUGCUGGCUCACCGUGACCGCUACGUCAGGGAAGCGGGGUUUGCGGCAUGUGCAGCAAUAAUGUCCUCUUGUAUCUGGGAUGGUGAAUCAGAAUUUGAGCAGGAGGACAUGAACCCUGUGUUUGCAGUGGGGCACGAGCUGUGUGGGCACCUGGCAAAGGGUCUGGAGGACACCUGGAGUCAGGUGCGGCUUGCAGCAUGUGUAGCUGUGCGGAAAUUUUUCCUGGCUCUGCCGGAGAAGUCUCGCAAUGCCUUCUAUCCCCAGCUGCUGCCUAGGAUGUGCCUGAACAGGUACUACAUGGUAGCAGAAGGUGUGAGAUUGUAUUCGCAAGAAACGUGGCGACAGGUAGCGGGAGCGGCAGGGGUGGAGUUGGUGGAGUCACACUUGGAGGCAGCGGUCGCGUACUACGAAAAGGUGGCGCUGGACGCAGACGGCGACGCCGCAGCCAGGGAGGCUUCCUGCUCGUGCUUCGGGGAGGUGGCGGCCAAACUGUCCCACUGUGUGGUGCGGCCACACACGGGCCGCAUGCUCAAGGUGCUGCUAACCUGCUUCAGGGAUGACUGCUGGCCAGUCAGGGAUGCUGCUUGCAUGGCGUGUGGCAGUUUGGUAUCCUGCUUUCCAGAUGAGAGUCGCAGUUCUCUGCCAGAGAUGUUGCCACUCUUCCAACGCAGCUUACAAGACUCUGUUGCAACGGUGCGGCAGGGGGCGGCAGCGGCCUUGGCGUGUGUGGUGCGCUCCCUGGGCUCGGAUGCACUGGCGGCCGCCAUCCAUCUGCUGGAGGAGGGCCUGGCUGGUGUGCAGCAGCAGCCCGCCACGAGGGCGGGGGCGGGGGCGGGAGUGGGCAUGGCACUCGAGAGCACUGGUGACAAUCGACCCCUCAGGCAGAUAUUUAUGUCUGCAUCUUACACUCAGCGCAUUGGCCGAAGUGCUUCCACAACGGGUUGGUCAGAUAAUCCUUUCAACAAGCCAACCCUGCCAUGGCACUUUGCUGAUGGGUGCAUCCACCUCCUCACUGAGCUGGCACAGGUAGCAGAAUGUGUGCCUGCCGUCAUCGCUGCCGUGCCGUUGGCUGCUGAGGCGUGCCAGUACCGCCACUAUGAAAGCCACGUGUGCUUACUGGAAACCGUGUGUAAGCAGCUCCCACUGCUGGCAAAAGCUGUUGGCAAGAAGAGUUUCAAGGCACUACUGCCCGACUUCCUGGAGCCUGUCUUCUAUGCCCUGGAGUGUGAGAAUUCCCUAACUUCAAGUGCAUCGAGCCAGUGCCUGAACCAGCUGGGAUCGAUUCUGGGCCCGAAUGUUCUACGUGCUAUGGUACAGCAAUUGAAUCCCAGGUUUCUGCAACAUCUAGAUGCCAAUGUAUACAUUGCUCCGUUUUAAGGCGGCAACAGACACGCUCGUUCCGCACUGACCUCUUUCUGUCCUAUCUUCUGUGAUAUGUUGUGCUGUUGGUGUGCUGGUGCACACAGCCUCAGGUUUCCUGUGUCAACCGUGAUGUAGUUACCUGUCUCAGAAUUAUAGUAUUGGUGUUUUUCUAGUCAUUAUUAAUGUGUGUGACUGUAUGAAAUAAGCUUUUAUGAAAACAAGUGUUUUUCUUAUAGUUGGUAAAUCUUAUUGUAGUGCCUCAGAAAGAUCUGUAAGUAUUAUCAGAGCUGAGUUUUAGUGUGAUUAAACCCCCCCCCCCUCGAAGAAUCCUAUCUCAGCCUGUGUUACGUACCUUGCAUAAUUUCUUCUGUUGUUAGCUGCAGAUUAAAUAGUCAGUAGUUCUGUUACCAUUUGUAUCAAAUAUUCUAAAUCCUUGAAGGAAGAUAUAUUUUCAGUUGAUGUAACAAAUCAGCCUUUGUUUGUAUCAUGUACAUUUAUUAUUAUCUGUUUUCCAUGUUGUUUAACAAUUUUAAUCCUUACAUAAGACAGUACUUCUCAUUAUAUGAGUAUUUGUGUAUUUUUCUGUGUGCAUGUUUAUAUGUAUAGAUAAUGAUGUGUCAGUAAGGAUAAGCUCUAUGUUUGUGACAAAAGAAACUUGUGCCUACUUCAAAACGUGACCUGAAGCAAAUGGCAGCUUUGUGAGGUGGUUUUCUCUUGCAGAAUACAUUAGUGACACUGGAAAGUAAUAUAUUUUCCAUUUAUAAAAUGUGCAAGAAGUCUGCAGGAGUUCAGCAUAGAAGGCAAGCUGUUGCAUUACGGAUGAUGUAGUAUUUGUUGCCUCAUCAAUAGUGGAAUGUCAGUGAUGGAGAGACUACUCAUUGUGUGCUGUCUCUUAGUCAUUGUACAAGAGUUAUUGAGCAAGUGAGAUUUCUUACUGCCAUCAACAGUCACAGAAUAUAAACAAAAUAUCUUUAAUGACAGAUGUGUAUUAUUAAAAUUUUUUGGUGCACUCGCCGCAUUAAGUUCCUAUAAAAGUUGAAGCUUUUGACAAAAUCCACCAUUUUCUUCAUCAGUUGCUUUCUGAUGAAGAAGAGCUCAGAGUUCUUAUAGAAAAUUAAUUUGACAAGUGCACCAAGAAAAUUUCAUACACUAGGAGAACAUGUUUAUUUAAAAGCUUUAGCAGAAAUAGAUACAGCUGUUAUUCAGCAAUCCCUUAACAUAUUCACACUGCAACUGAGAUACUUGCAACUGAUGCACAGUGCAUACCAACAGAAUGGCAUGACCAAACAUCGGUGGGGGUACACUAGGUAGAACACGAACAUGAUGUCACAUUGUACAACUUAAUAUUGGAGGUCAACUGAAAUUGUUAGUACUGCUACUGUACACACCACAGGUGAUAAGAAACUUCAGUUCAGUGGACAUCGUUGUUUUGGACUUUCUACAGAAAGUGUAAUAAUGAUGUCCUAGAAUUGAUAUGAUCACCCAAAAUCAAAGACAACCUGAAGAUGGUGUACUCUAACACCUUAACAAUUUGUGUUUGAAUAAAACCAGUAAAUGCAGCUGAUGGUGUUGUCCUCACAACUUACAGUGUGAUCAGAAACAGUCUGAAAACCUUGUAAGGUUAUUGCAGGGUAGGUUGUGCGGAGAUAUAAUUAUUAAGGAAAAAACUAGAUAUGUUCCACCUCUUUUGAGCUGAUCAGCAUUGAAGAUAGUCAAGCAGGCUGUAGUGUGCGCAAGUUCAAGUGAUCUGCCAGCUACUAUGUCACCAAUUGUGUUCUUUAUUCAGUUUGCUAAAACUUAACAACAGAGUGAUACAAAAAUUGGACAUGGGAUUAUAGUAAGGAUCGAACCUGAACCGAAGGCUGAGCAGUCUCGGGCACUAUCAUCUAUGCUAUGAGAACAACUGACACUAAUUAUAUCUGGCAGGCCAUUUAAAAUAAAUGCAUGAUGGCCUGAUUGACAGACUUCAAUGCAAAGUAACUCUGAAAACACACAAGGUACUGAAUUUUUUUCUUAACAAUUAUUUCUCAGCACAAGCUACUCUGCAGCACCCUGACAACCUUUUCAGAAUGUUUCUGAUCGCAAUGUGUAAGAUACAAUAACAGCUAUUAUCUCAGUGCUGUAAGUUGUGUGACACUGGCAGUCUUGCUGCAGUUUGUUCCUCGAGAAUACCAGAGAUUUGCUGGCAGUUGUCUUUGACAGUUACUCUUGGACUCUCACGGCAGUAAUAUACAGAGUUUUUCAACAGUUAUAACUUUUGAGAGAGAAAACUGCAAAGUCCUGUAAUCUGAAAACAAUGGUUUAUAGAAUAGGAUAGAUUGCUGCUCACCUCAUAGAGGAGUCACCGAGUGUCAGACAGGCGCAUUGAAACAACACCUGCCUUCAACUACUGCUUCACGGCCAAUCCCAUCUGAAUUCCUCCCACCAGUACCCGGUUUUCUGAAUUGCAAAGGCAUGACCCCCUGGCCACCACCUGCCUCUGUCUCCUCCUCUGCUCUCACCUCGGUGUGAUCAGAUAGCACAGUAUGCAGCGCAGGACCCCUUGGUAGAGUCCCUGCAUGGCAAACAGUUUUAAUUCAUCACAAACAAUUGUUAAUGAUACAAGGUUACUCAUAAAUACCUGUGGUACAUCACAAGAUGACUGCACAAAAACUACAAGAUGUAUAGAAAAACGACAUCAGUGGAUAGAGCAUCAGUCCAAGUUUGGAUUCGUCAUAUGUGCUGUGGUAUAGUUGAAGAGUGCAUCACUGAGGGGCAGGUGUGUCAGAACAUAUAGACGGGUCAUCCUUUCUGUACUGCCACAUUUAUUAGCUCAUACCUGCAAGUAGGCAACCUAGUGAACAGAUUUCCAAGGUGGACUGCUGUCAUUGCACCUUCCUGGGUGGCAGUGACUUCAGUGAAUUGAUACUAGAAUGGUGAAGUUUCUGACAUCCCUAAAACUGUGGAAAGGGGCCAUUUUGAGCCCACAUAAAUUUUUUUCAUGUUGACUUUACUACUGUAUUUUAUUGUGCACUAAUGCCUAGCUUUUUGCGAGUUAUAUCAUUGAUUAUUUAACACUAUUAUUAAAAUAUUACUUAUGUAUUUCAACAACAAGAAAAUCUUACCGAUUUAUCAUUGCUGGUGCUACCAGGUUUCCUAAACUGUUGACUUUCAUAUACUGACAAUUUGUAGAAGGUUCUAGGCAUAUUUAACAUAUUUGGUCCAUAUUAUACACACGAAAGUUCUAUCCGUGGCUCCGUUGUACUUUUUACUCAAGUCAUUGGACUGUGCUAGAUGCUCUUAGCAAAGAUGAUUUCUGUUUUACACACAUACAUUUCCUGCACACAGCUUUGUGGCACUUUAACAGCUGUCAUUGGCAUUGUUGACUUUGCAGAAGCAGAUUUUACACUACUACUGCUUUGUAGAUGAUUUUGAUCCCGUAUUCUCUUCUUUUAUCUGUUCUUCUUCCUGCUCUUUCUCUCCUUUGAGUUCAUAUGUUAGCUGAAAAAAUAACUUUUUCCUCUCAUUUUCUUGUUCAUUACAAUUUUGUAGAUGACUCGUAUUUAUUGCUGCCAUGCCCAACAAGUAGAAAGACAUGCACCAGCCAAGUCCUGCAUGCAACCUUUGCAGUUUGUUUACAGGUCAUUUGAUCAAUUACAUCCACUCUAUGCUUUGCAGCAUUGUAGAAUGUUAUGGUUUCAGGCUUCUUGUUUCACUCUUUGGUUACUGCUACUUCAACAUGCAGUAUACUCAGAAGAAUGAUUUUUUCUCCUUUUCUUGAUGUACAGUCUUUGUUUCCAGUCUGGUGCAACAUGGGUGUGGAAAGUAUUUCAGCAUUUGGCUUCUCUUCCUCAGCAGGAAUUUCAUGAUGUUCAUUGUACCAGCUAAUGAAGUUCCCUUUUUUUUUAAGCUGCUUAGCAAGUUGAAAACACAUGACAGAGUUGUCUAUUAUCACAUACCUUCCUCAGUUUAGAAAUGUCUCAAUGAGAUGUAGAACAAUGUACUCGCCAAACGGUUGCUUCACUGUCAACAAUCAAAAAUGUGAGACUGUGUUUGUUGGGCAUGAAUUGCCUGAACCUGCAUCUUACACCUACCAAUUUUUCCACUUCCUCGACUGACACAGUAGAGUCCCCCCACCCCCCUCCCCUCUUUUUUAAGUACUUUUCAAGCACUAGAUUCCAUGUGUUUCUUCACGGGAGUGUAGCAUUGCUUUGUAAAAAGAAAGACAGAUUGCAGUUAUGACAGAGGCAUCCACCCAUUGGCAAGAGUACAAGUGUCAGGACCUCUUCUCCUUUAGAAUGUUCUCAGCCAAUCUUCAUCCAGUAAAUAGAAAAUUAGCAAUCUUCCACUUGGUUACAUCUGUAGUGACUAUCUUUGUAGAGGCAUUCAACUGGGCCUGCUGUGGUGGAGGAGGUGAGGAUUGACAUAGAGCAGCAUCUAAAUCCUCUUCCACUCAUCCUUCCUGAUUCAUCAGUUUCUGAUUCAGCAUCAGAAUUUUCUAAGAGAUACAACGUUUCUUCAUCAGAACGUCCAUGCUGACAAGACUUGUUUGAAAAUGUCUGUCAUACAGGAACUGUUGCCUGAACAGCACAAUGUACUAUAGCAGAUUGAAAUGUGCAUGUGCCAAGAUGCAACAACAUUCAGUAACAACUCUGCACAGUUGUUGAUUAUUCCCACUUUGUAGUUGUAUUAUUUACAUAUAUUUGCAAGAGAUAUUACAGUGGUGUCAAAUUGACGACUUCUAGUUAUAUUGAAUGAAAUGUCCAAGGAAAUAUAGAGAUAAAUGGUUGUAGCUCUGUCAUAAGUUGCAUUAAGAAGCACCCUAUUUAUUUAUUGAUGCUGACUAGUUUCAGACACCUAUGUCCAUUUUCAAACCAUCCCUAUCUCAAGUGUGACAAUGCAGGCAAAAACCUAUGUAUAAAAAUUACCCCUGCAGCGAUGAUCAAAGUGACACUAUGGCCGACUCACAAAUAGUAAAUAGACCACAUAGGACAGAUAUUGGAGAUUUAAUGCAACUUAUAAAACAAGCUGUGGAUCUAUUUUCACCUGCAGCAUGCUGCAAGGUUGUAAAGUAUAAAUAUUAUGUAGAUCCUAAUACAUCAUCAUAAGGAGGAGAAAAGAUUAGAAGUUGUAUUAUUUCAUGAACAAACUAAAAAGAAAUUGGAUAUUACAUUGAGAAAACGAAAAAAAGGUCAUCUUUACCCCCUCUACUGUUCUAGUGUUAUGCACAUAUUUACAUUUGCUGUAGCAUACAAAUGCGCCCAUACUGAGCACUUGUAAUGUUAUAGAGAUGCUGUAUCCACUGAUAUGCGCCUUUUUUUUAUAUAUAUCUUGUGGUGCUUUUGAAUAAUGUCAUAUACACGCAGAUGCAUUGUUGUAAUGCAGAAAUUACUGAGUCUCUUCCACUCACAAGUCUCCUGUUCUCAAGAAUCUGUGUCUUAUGUAAACUUGAAGUUAUAAUAUUUUGUUUGAUAAAUCAUAUAGAUUACAGCGAGAGAAAUAAUCUGUGUGAGAGGCAAAUGCAAUAUUUCUGAGUGUUGACAGAAUUGUAAACAGAAUGGACUCGUGCACCUCUCUCCCGUGAUGACUGACCAUUUCUCAGUCCACGAAUGCCAGUGUGCCAACUUCUCGGCAGUAAAGAUUUGUCAGAUGCUAUAUACGCUUAUCGACAGCUCAUUUGUCUGUGCUGACUCCUUCCACUGCUGCCUUAAGUUAACACACUCCCAAUUAGACUGACAAUGGGCCUAAUAAAUAUUUUGGCAUAUUUAUUGACAAAUGUAGUGCUUGCUAUAAGUCCUGAGUGUAAUGAUAAGGCAUUAUUUGAAGUAUAGCACAGUGUCUUUUGUUUACAGUAUUAGUGAGUAAUUAGCUGCAUCAGUACAAAUGUAGAAGUGGUAUACUCAUUCAGGUAAAGAAAAACCAUCUGGUAUGACAAGAUCUCCAUUUUAACAAGCUAUUAAGAACAAGUACUGUUUGACUGUAACUUGGCACUGCACUCACUGCAGUGUAGGUUUCAUUCUGUUACAUUACAGUGGAAGCUGAUGCAAUUCUAUGUGCUCAAAACUUACUGCAACAGUAAGUCUUAAAAUUUAUGCUUCAAAAUUUUUAUCGAAAGUGACAUCGUGAGCCUUCAGAUAAACUGUGUCACAAUUUUUAUACCUGUGGCAGGAGUAUACAAGUAACUUACUUUCCGUACUAAUAGUUGUAACAUCGAACAAAGAGGAUUAGUCGUGUUACUUGCCCACCUGGUUAUUCUUCAAAUGCUGUAUUUUAUAGAUCUUCAGACUCUCAAAGUGGUGCUUUCUAAUCUGUGUGAUGCAGUGAACAUUGUGGUCUCAAAAUGGGUGCCUUUUCACUUGUGUUGUGAAGUAUGGCUCCAAGGGAUGCCACUGGGAGAAGGAAGAAGACCUAAACUGACCAUGAUGAGUCUGUUUAUCAGUGGACAGAGUAAGUAGUGUUAGAGAGAGCUUUACAUGUGAUGCCAGGGGCAGGUGUGUUAAAUGAAACGAGAUUUUACUUAACUGCAGGUUAUUCUUUCCCACUGUAAACUUUGCUGUUUAAUUUAUAUAUAUUGUAUUGGAUUCGGUUGGGUUCUCUAUAGCACAUGUGUGGUUUGAUCAUUAAUGUGCCAUAUUAUAAAUAGGGAAGAGCAGAUUUCGAAUAUUAUAUGAUGAUGAUGAUGCUGUCCCCCCACCUUUAAUGUGCACACCUAUUUGUCUAGUGCACAAUGAUAGGACAUCUGGUCAUACAUUGUUCAGGUUCCACAAAGAUUGGGUAUUCUGUUAAGAAGAUUGGAGGAAAACAAGAGCAGGCUAUUUCUUAUUAGCCACUGCAAUGCUAAUCCAAUAUUGGGGUAAUGGGCUAUUUCUUUUAUGUUCAGAGAAAAAACUUAAAAACACUUUUGUAUCUGAUGUGGAAGGUGUUUUUUGUCUCAAUGUAUUCCUCCUCCACAUUAUCCACCUUAACCUCUGAUAAUGAAUUUGUGUACCCCCCUGUCGAUGAGAAUAUUUUCUAAAUGUUUACGAAUUGUGUAAGUGAAGCAGGGAUAUGGGGAAACUGCCCAAAAAUAAACCCUUGACUGGCUGGCACACUGGCUAUCAUCAUUAGUCUGCUGGGCGGAUUUGACCCGGGGCUGCCACACCUCCCCACGGGUGCCUAAAUGUAUACCACUGAUAUUUGUAUAUAAAGAAUAAGUCCAAAUCAGUGUACUAAGCUUACUGCUUAACACACCAACUACAAGCUGAAUGGUUGUGUUUAUUACGUCAAGCCAUUGAGGGUGAGGGGAUGGCUCAUGAGAGUGAAGAAGGCUCCAAUACCUUACACUUGAAUGGCAGUAGGUGAAAAACAGAGCACAGAUUCGCAAUUGAAUGAAGAUCUCUGUGAUGUACAUAAAAAUUUCAAAAGAAAUAUUACCUGAAUGAGUUUACUGAUGUAGAUUAGUGUCACACAAUAUAGUUCUGUGUGUGUUAUCAGACAAACAUUAUAAGCAAAUCAAUCAUAUCAUAGAACUGAACCAAAGGAAUUUAACUGAUUGUGAUAUGUGACCUCUUAGUGUACUUCAUUACUUAAAGCUUUAAGCAUGCUUGAUUAUGAAAAUGUGGACUUUGAGUGUGCCAAAGGUAUUGUAUGAUAAUAUUGUAACUUUCUAAUGAUGGUUGUGAUCUGUACUGAGAGCUAUACCUAUUCUUUCACUUAUUUUAUAACUGUCAGAAUACAUGUACCACAUAAGUGGAUUUUAAUGGGAUUUGCACAGUGUUUGUAAAUACAUGUGGAAAAAGAAAUGUUUUAUUGAGUAAAUUUUAUUAUCUCUUUUGUACUUUACAAAUUCAAGGUACAUAGUAUAACAACUCUACAGUUACAAAUAUCACUUACAUUCUAUAUAGAUCAAGUACAUAAAUGUAUAUUGUUCAUUUUUAUUAUUUUGUAAGACUGCCAAACUUGGAACCAGUUACUUUUCAGUUCAGGUAUUUUUUGUAGCAACUGCAAGUCACUGUCGUGUUCAUGAAAUCCGUUGCACUGGAUUCUAUAUGAGGUGCUAAUAAAUAGCUUUGUGGCCCCACUGCUGAAAUUUCAAUGACAUUUCUGCGGACACACAAUAUUUUUAUUCACUUGCAGUGUUCCCAUGCUUUAACUAAAUCUGUGGGCAAAUAGCCAAGCCAACUGAAGUUCAAUGACACAGAAUAACUGAGACCAUUUUCUCAGUGUCUAGCAAAGUGAGAAAUAAGUAUCUGUGGGAUACUAACUACAAAAUGGAGGUAUGAUCACAACAAAGAAAUCAACACUCAGUAUUGUUGCAGUGAAACUGUAAAAAAUCUUAAAAUACAAUAAUGAGCAACACUGAUGUCAAAUUUUGGCUGUAUGUACAAAUGAGCAUUGAAACAUUUGAGCUGGUGGUUUAAAAUCUUCAGGCUGAU